UUUGUAUAAAUGGCAAGACAUGUCCUGGUUUUUAGAGUCUUUGGAUUUCAGCAUGAUUCCUUCUCAGUUGUUCGUUUCUGCAGCAUUUUCAGUUUUCUGUGUCGCAAAAGUCAUCUCCCUGGAUACUUUUAUCGCAGCUGUUUAUGAACAUGCAGUGAUAUUGCCUAAUGCUAUCCCAACACCAGUGUCUCCUGAAGAGGCGUUGGCAUUGAUGAAUAGGAACCUGGAUCUUCUGGAAGGAGCAAUCACAGCAGCGGCCAAGCAGGGUGCACAUAUUAUUGUGACUCCAGAAGAUGGUAUUUACGGCGUCAAUUUCACCAGGGAUUCUAUCUACCCCUACUUGGAGGAUAUUCCAGGCCCUCAAGUGAAUUGGAUCCCCUGUGAUAAUCCUAACAGAUUUGGCCACACCCCUGUACAAGAAAGACUCAGCUGCCUGGCCAAGGACAAUGCUAUCUACGUGGUGGCAAAUAUAGGGGACAAGAAGCCAUGCAACUCCAGUGACCCUCAGUGUCCUCCUCAUGGCCGUUACCAAUAUAACACCAAUGUGGUGUUCGAUUCUCAGGGGAAGCUGGUGGCCCGCUACCAUAAGCAAAACCUUUUCAUGGGUGAAGAGCAAUUCGAUACACCCAAGGAGGUUGAGAUAGUGACUUUCGACACCGCUUUUGGAAAGUUUGGCAUUUUCACGUGCUUUGACAUCCUCUUCCAUGAUCCUGCUGUCACGCUGGUGAAAGAUUUCCAUGUGAACACCAUACUUUUCCCCGCGGCUUGGAUGAAUGUUCUGCCACAUUUGUCAGCCAUUGAGUUCCAUUCAGCUUGGGCUAUGGGAAUGGGUGUCAAUUUUCUUGCUUCCAAUUUACAUAACCCCUUGAAGAGAAUGACAGGAAGUGGCAUCUAUGCGCCAGAUUUUCCAAGAAGAUUUCACUAUGAUAUGAAGACCAAGGAGGGAAAACUCCUGCUGUCCCAACUGGAUUCCCGUCCAUAUCGCCCCACAGUGAAUUGGACUUCUUAUGCCAGCGGUAUAGAAGCCCUCCCAACAGGAAGCCAGGGAUUUAAAGGAACGGUCUUUUUUGAUGAAUACAUCUUUGUGGAGCUCAAAGGAAUCACAGGGAAUUACACAGUUUGCCAGAAAGAUCUCUGUUGUCAUCUAAGCUACCAGAUGUCUGAGAAGAGGUCGGAUGAAGUUUAUGCCUUAGGAGCGUUCGAUGGGUUGCAUACGGCUGAAGGAUGUUAUUAUCUGCAGAUUUGCACCCUGCUGAAGUGUAAAACCACUGAUUUAAAGAGCUGUGGUGGCUCAGUUGACACGGCUGCUACCAGGUUCGAGGCAUUCUCCCUCAGUGGCACUUUUGGGACCCAGUAUGUCUUCCCUGAGGUUUUGCUGAGUGAAGUUCAGCUCGCACCCGGAGAAUUUCAGGUGACGAGUGAUGGGCGCUUGCUGAGCCUGCGGCCGACCUCGAGACCUGUCUUGACAGUCACUUUGUUUGGGAGGCUGUACGACAAGGAUGAGACAAACGGCUCACCCAGGCUCACAGCCGCCAUGCCACGAGUACUGUUAAUGGUGAUAACAUCGGUUGUAUAUUCAUUGUGUUGGUAGGAUAGUUACAUAUAUCUUUUAUUUGGGAUAAUUUAAACAUGAGAGCUGAGUAAAGGACUAGUCUGGGCUUUUGCUAAUAGUAAACAACUCUGAUAUCAAUGAAUGAUUAAAACACAUUCACUUAGAUAAACACACAUGGCAGAAAUGUAAGCUGAGUAUAAUAUAUAUUAAGGUAAAUUAAAAAAAAACUGUGGUAGAUAAUUUGUCUUUCUUAGAACUGAGGAACUUGUACCGACUGAGCGUCACACACAUGCAGAGGAAAUAAAAAUUUCAGUUGAAAAGCACAUCAAAAUAUACCACAGUAUACUUUUCCAUUAUCACUUUAAUUUUAUCUCUUACUCAGUUCUGCUUAAGAUUUCCAGUGAUUGUUUCCUCUGCUAAUUGUUUACCUGAUUUACCAAUAUAUUUCAUUUCUCUUAUGGGCCGAAUAGUGUCCCCCAGAUUAGAUAGUUGAAGGCCUUAGCUCCCAGUACCUCCAAAUGUGACUGAUUUGCAGAAUAUUUGAAGGGAUAAAAUGAGUUCACGAGGGUGAUCGUGAGUCAGUGUACUAAUGUCCUCAUGAGAAGAGGGAAUUCGGACGCCAGGUACAGAAUGGAGCUGCAUAAUCCUCCAGAGGAGGUUGCCAGCCUCAAGCCAAGGAGAGAUGUCUCAGGAGAAUUCAAACCUGCCACCCUGUGGAUCUUGAACUUCUAGCCCCCAGAAUCAUGAGACAAUACAUUUCUGUUAUCCAAGUGAUUCGAUCUGUGGCACUUUGUUAAGGCAGCCGUGGCAAACUAAUAUGAAGUUCUGUCUGCCUUCCUUGCUUGUCCUUCACCGUCUUCCUCCAUAACCAAAUUCUUGCCUAGUAGGAACAUCCGGCUCACCUGAGUGUCCACAACUGCAGCACAGCCUUCCGGGGAAGAGCUGCUGAAGCCUUGAUAGUGAAACCAGCAGAGCGCGGGAGGUCCGUAGGAGUCAGAAACCAGAAAGUCACAAUGUUGAUAAACAGUAUUUAAUGGAGUGAGAGCGAGGCACGUCCUUUUUCAGUAAUAGCAGAAUCUUGCAACAUUGUACAUCUUAGUGAAACAAAAAUCAUCCUUGGCGGUUUAUAUCUCUCAACUGAUACUGCCCCCAGGACACUGAUGUCUGUCACAGCCUCUGUGCCAGAAGCCCUUCUCCAAGAGCAAUAGGG
This is a messenger RNA of Fukomys damarensis (Damara mole-rat), 2762 nucleotides long. RefSeq names its product vanin 1 (gene Vnn1). Gene Ontology annotation, molecular function: hydrolase activity, acting on carbon-nitrogen (but not peptide) bonds, in linear amides. The coding region runs from base 20 to 1591 and encodes 523 amino acids. The transcript is spliced from 7 exons. Lineage: Eukaryota; Metazoa; Chordata; Mammalia; Rodentia; Bathyergidae. The record is from RefSeq and is a predicted model, not a curated record.